Molecule: messenger RNA, 1011 nt
Organism: Sordaria macrospora k-hell
Lineage: Eukaryota; Fungi; Ascomycota; Sordariomycetes; Sordariales; Sordariaceae
Source: RefSeq, a predicted model, not a curated record
AUGGUCAGGCCUCAUACCAACCCGUGGGUCAUAAUGGUCGAUGUGGACAGCUCCUCCAGCAGCUCCUCCAGCAGCAACAACAACAACAGCACCAUGACGACCUCCAGCUCCUCCUCUAACAACGGCGGCGACGGCGGCAACAACAACGACAGCGGCAGUGACAGGUCCUCCAGGUACUUCAACCGCUACAGGGCCAGCUACUAUUACGACCACGAUGGAAACAGCAGCGACAACACCCAUCGCCAUGUAACCAAGCUCCCACAACCAAACGAGGCCCAUCUCCGGACCCCAUCUGACAACCCACCAGCCUACACGCCCCCUCUCACGGCCCUAGCUCGUGCCCACGUCCGCCUAAGCCACAUCAGCUCCAUCUCAUCACUGCAGAACGCCACCUUCUCCUUGAGCAGAGCAAGCAGCACAGCCAGAACGCAGGGUGUCAAACCCCCCGGCUACAGCCUGAGAAACGCCCCAACCAACCUCCACAACGCCGCCGGCGGUGUGUAUGAGCUAGCAGGUGCACCCGUCGUCCCCGCCGUUGCCGAACCGCCGUCCUAUGCCUUCCACCGCCGUGACAGAUUUCUGGAGACAAACCAGGCUGCAACCUAUGUCCCCAACUCACCACAACUCCCGCCCCCAUCCUACGGCGUGGCUCCUCGCAUCCCUCUCCUCGGGGAGACGGCAAAUGGAGGCGGAAACAUCCGAAUUGCCACAGAAGGCACAAGGACCCCUGAAAUUGGAGGGUACAUGACUGCUAGAAGCCUCAGAAGCCUCAGAGGUGCCAGAAGCAUUGACAGCAUCGACAGCAUUGACAGCAUUGACGAGAUGAUCGAUCUCGAGCGGGGCAAUUCGUCUCGCAACAGGGCGGGGGUUGAAGUCUUGAGGAACCGAAUCAAACGUAUAAUCAAGUCGAAGAAAUUCUUCCUGUUUUGCUUUUUAUUGUUUGAAGUGGGUUUGUGUGCUCUCUUGUGGAUAGCUAAUCAUCACCUGAAUCCGAGCGAGGUCGUCGUGUAG